Arctia plantaginis is the source of this 987-nucleotide messenger RNA. The record is from the annotation of a GenBank genome assembly. Lineage: Eukaryota; Metazoa; Arthropoda; Insecta; Lepidoptera; Erebidae.
AUGACGAUGAGUCAGUUAUCAGUUAUGAAACUCUAUACCACAGUCGUCGACGACGUGAUCGCCGGAGUGAGGGAUUGCUUUCUAGAUGACGGAGUAGAUGAACAAGUGCUGCAAGAACUGAAACAAUUAUGGAAAACUAAGCUACAAUCCAGCGGAGCAAUGGACCCACCUCAACCAGAGCCGUUGAUGCCAGCUCCGCCGGUGCUACAGAACUUCCAAAAGGCAAAUGGUAAUAACACUAUGCCUAAAAGAACAGAUCCUCAUAUGGGUCAACAGGGUUCUAGCCAAAACUCAGGUGUAGAACAUGGACCUCCUGCUUCUAACAUAGCUGGUGCUCAUCCACAUCAUGUGCUGGAUCCCAAUAAUAAAGUACCAGUGCAACUUACUCUACCUGCUCAACCUGGUGUGCCGGGAUCUCAGCCGAGGUCAUUUACUAUUCAAAUACCUGCAUCAGCCUUAAAUGGCAACAAAUUGCACCAGGUGCUUACAGGUCCUAUUAUUAACGCUACAAUAAGUUUACCCCAACCGUUAGCUGCUACUUUACUUCAGCAACACAUAAACUCAGCACUUGCUGGCCAACAAAAUGAAUUUGAUGGGGGUGGAGGCGGACGUAGCGGGACUGCCCCAUUUUCCUUAGAUGGAGCCCUAGAUUCAUCAGAUGAUGAGGGUUCUAAUGUGGGAGAUGGCUCUGAUGAUGCAGCAGGUGAUGAUGACGAAGAUGAAGAGUCUCCAGAAGAGCGAGCCGAGGAGGAGGAAGAGGAACGGGAUGAAAGUGGUGGUGCAGAGGAGGAACCUCUCAAUUCAGAGGAUGAUGUAUCUGAUGAAGAACCAGGUGAAAUGUUUGAUACUGACAAUGUUGUGGUUUGCCAAUAUGACAAAAUUACUCGCAGUCGCAAUAAGUGGAAGUUUUACCUUAAAGAUGGUAUCAUGAACUUAGGUGGGAAAGAUUAUGUCUUUCAGAAAGCCAAUGGUGAUGCAGAAUGGUGA